Messenger RNA from Siniperca chuatsi (mandarin fish), 1671 nucleotides. It is a transcript of the gene prelid1a, whose product is annotated as PRELI domain containing 1a. Gene Ontology annotation, cellular component: mitochondrial intermembrane space. The transcript has 6 exons. Gene Ontology annotation, biological process: phospholipid transport. Gene Ontology annotation, molecular function: phosphatidic acid transfer activity. The record is from RefSeq and is a predicted model, not a curated record. Bases 184 to 816 code for a protein of 210 amino acids. Lineage: Eukaryota; Metazoa; Chordata; Actinopteri; Centrarchiformes; Sinipercidae.
CGCAUCUGCACCCCCUACCGGAUAUUACGUCGAUGUUGACCUUCCCUCUCUUCUAGUCCGAGUCACGUUUGACAUGAGUUGUAGGUGGCUACGCGGUGAAGCUCAUCCCGACGGGAGUCUAAAAUGCUUAUCUUUUGAAUGUUGUCGCCAUACAGGGUAUAGCCAGAGUAAACGCACGGAACAAUGGUGAAGUAUUUCUGCUGUGCAGGGUUGCUCAAAAGCACCUGGGACCAAGUUUGUGUUGCUUUCUGGCAACGAUAUCCCAACCCUUACAGUAACCAUGUUUUGACUGAGGACAUCAUUUUCCGAGAGGUUACUCCAACCAACUGCCUCAUUUCAAGACGUCUGUUGACCAAAACUAGCCGAGCGCCUCGCUGGAUGGAGCGGUACCUUCCAAAGCACAUGGCCAGCUCAGCAUACAUCAUUGAGGACUCUAUUGUGGACCCUCAGAAAAGGACCAUGACCACACUCACAUGGAACAUCAGCCACGCUCGCCUCAUGUCUGUGGAAGAGCGGUGCGAGUAUGGAAUAAACCCUGAGAAUGGCAGCUGGACAGAGAUAAAAAGAGAAGCUUGGAUCUCUUCCAACGUCUGUGGGCUCACUAGAGCUAUUCAGGAAUUUGGUCUUGCAAGGUUCAAGACCAGUGUUACAAAGACUAUGAAAGGCUUUGAAUACGUGCUGGCCAAAAUGCAAGGCGAAACUCCAUCAAGAACCUUAGCAGAAACUGCUACAGAGCGAGCAAGAGAGACAGCAAUGGCAGCUAAGGAGAAAGCCAAAGACCUCGCCUCACACGCCCAGAAGAAACAAUAUGUGUGAUGAGCUACAUAGAUCACUGGUUCUUUUGCCACUGAUACUGGGACAGAUUUAUCUUUUACCCCCCUCCCCCAUAGUUCAGCAUUGAGGUAAGACAAACUGAUCCCAGUUAUGGGUAGCCACCUCUGUGAGGAAGCAUCCAACUGAAAUGGUGGGUGGACCAUAAAAGGCCUGAGCUGGGUUCUAGAGCCUGUUCCAGCCUCCCUGAUUGUGUCACGUGAUCAUCUCAGUAUUCACCAGAGAUAGAGAUAUUAGAAGGUAAUGGUUCAAUAUGGCUCUGGGUGCCAUGAAAUAAUAAUAGGUCUUUGCCAACCUUGAUACUGUUCCUCAGACCUUUGCUCAACCUCUGUGCCCUUCAACGCUUUCUUUUACUCUGUUCCUUUGAGUAUUUCAUGUUAUUUUGUAAUAGCUUUGUAUUAUUAAUGGCUUCUUGUCCAGAAGCUAAGAUUAUCUGAUUAACAAUAUCUGAUUAAUGCAAAUUCAUGUGUAUGAUUUACUUCAGUUGUAUGUUUUGUUGAAAUCGUGCUUUUGUUUAGUUCACCUGACCACACCUUAAUCAUCCUACCAAGACUGAUUGCUUCAAGUUGAAGUUCAUUGACUGAAGAAGGAUCCAUAUUGUUGGCAGCCAUAGCUUGAUAAGAAAUACUCAUUUAGCACUCUUGAUAUUGUGGUAAGAUCUGGUUGCAACGGAUAACAGUGUCUUUGUCUAAAUUUAAAAUGCGUGUUCAAAGGCAAAAAUUUACACCUCGUACUGUACAUUCAGCUUAGGUCUGAUGAUACAACCCAUACAACAAUGUGCUCUUACUGUAUCAAUUAAAUAUCAGCUUGUCAAUAAAUGAACAGUUUCUUUAUAACCAU